AUGGUGGGGUGGAUGAAGGAGCUCAGAGACGUCGCUUAUGAUGCCGAAGACCUUCUCGACGAGUUAGAAUAUCGCCGCCUUCGACAGCAACUGGACGGUGAAAGCAGCAGUCCGGUGAGUGCUUCCUUGUCUCCAACUUGGAGGCUGCUAGGGAUGUGGCCACCCGAGCCGGUGGCCUCCUUUCUUCGAGUUUCUUUAGCUUCAAAGGCGGCGGCAGCGCCUCCGACCAGGAGUACUGGCCCGAAGCAAAGCACCAAAAAAGGCGCAACCAGCUCACUGAUCAGUACCAAGGUGUUCGGACGAGGGGACGAAGUCAGAAAUCUAAUUGACCUGCUGCUGCUGCUGAGAUCCAACGAUGAACCAGUCUCGGUUCUCCCUGUAGUCGGCAUUGGAGGGGUUGGAAAAACUACUCUAGCACAACUUGUCUAUAAUGAUCCUAAAAUCGUACAACAUUUUGAGCUGAGGAUGUGGAUCUGCGUCUCUGAUAGCUUCGAUGAUACCGAGCUCGCGAGAGAGAUCCUAGAAUGUGCAUCAUCCGGUGAUAAUCUUCAGCAGCGAAGUGUCACCAACUUUAAUCGGCUUCAAACAGCGAUCAAAGAGCAGUUUACCUUGGGGCAUGAAGAACCUGGUAAGUUUGCGGCAAUUGAUCAAUUAAUUUCCGACAUAGCAGAGAUCGGGAGACUGACCUGCCUUGAGAGAUUACAUGUUUCCAAAGUUAGAACCGAAGCUGGGUAUCCGAUAAGAGAGUUGAGGGACCUGAACGAGCUUCGAGGAUCCCUUUACGUGUGGAAUCUAGAGAAUGUGGAGAGUAAGAACAAGGCAAGUGAGGCCAUGUUAAACGGCAAAGAGCAUCUUAGUGUUCUGCAGUUACAAUGGCAAUCCGGUGAAAGGAAUCAGGUGGUGGAUGAUGACGAUGGUGAAGUUCUUGAAGGCCUUCGGCCACAUCCAAAUCUCAAGAGGCUAGAGAUCAUGGGCAGUAGAGGUGCCACAUAUCUCAGCUGGUUAAAGACCCAAUGGCUCACCGAUCUCAACAUAAUCUAUCUAAGUGGUUGCAGGCGCUGGGAAUCCCUCCCCCCUCUCGCUCAGCUGCCUUCGCUGAAGGUACUGUGGAUACAGGGGAUGCAAGCAACAAAGAGCAUUGGCUGGGAGCUCUUUACAUCGACGAGUAAUCAACCCUCCUUCCUGUAA
This is a messenger RNA of Musa acuminata AAA Group (dessert banana), 1188 nucleotides long. Its product is annotated as putative disease resistance protein RGA3. Gene Ontology annotation, molecular function: ADP binding. NCBI's taxonomy places the organism in Eukaryota, Viridiplantae, Streptophyta, Magnoliopsida, Zingiberales, Musaceae. The transcript has 3 exons. The coding region runs from base 1 to 1188 and encodes 395 amino acids. Gene Ontology annotation, biological process: defense response to other organism. The record is from RefSeq and is a predicted model, not a curated record.